This is a messenger RNA of Penicillium psychrosexuale, 3291 nucleotides long. RefSeq names its product putative translation elongation factor eEF-3. NCBI's taxonomy places the organism in Eukaryota, Fungi, Ascomycota, Eurotiomycetes, Eurotiales, Aspergillaceae. The record is from RefSeq and is a predicted model, not a curated record. The coding region runs from base 1 to 3201 and encodes 1066 amino acids. The transcript is spliced from 2 exons. Gene Ontology annotation, molecular function: ATP hydrolysis activity; ATP binding; translation elongation factor activity.
AUGCCCGCCGCCUCCGACGCCUCUCCUGCCGCCACUGGCAAGGCGUCCGCCCAGUCGGUCGCUGUCCUCGAGGACCUCAUCAAGAACCUCAACCUUUCCACCAGCGCCGACGAGACCAACGCCGCUGCUACCAACCUUGCCACUCUCUUCAGCGGUCCUAUCGCCGAGCAGACUCUUCCUCUGAAGGCCACCGAGAUCUUCAAGAAGCAGCUCGCCAACAAGAAGGAUGCUACUGCCCGUGAGCGUGCCUGCGAGGGUAUCCGUGCUAUUGCCGCCCACCCCACAAUCGCUCCCGGUGUUGAGCCCCACCUCGUGGCUCUCCUCGGCCCCGUCCUCGCCGCUGUUGGUGACAAGGUUGUCGCCGUCAAGCAGGCCGCCCAGUCCACCGCUAUCGCCAUUGUCCAGGCUGUCAGCGGUAACGCCGUCAAGGCUGUUAUCACCCCUAUCCUCUACUCCCUCGCCAACGCCCAGAAGUGGCCCGAAAAGAUGGCUGCUCUCGAUUGCAUCAACAUCCUCGUUGAGUCUGCCCAGAUGCAGCUUGGCUACCAGGUUCCUACUCUGAUCCCCGUCAUCUCCGAGGCUAUGUGGGACACCAAGGCCGAGAUCAAGAAGGCUGCCUACUCCACCAUGGAGAAGGUUUGCGGUCUGAUCGUCAACAAGGAUAUUGAGCGUUUCAUUCCCGAGCUGAUCAAGUGUAUCGCCAAGCCCGAGAACGUCGCCGAGACCGUUCACUUGCUCGGUGCCACUACUUUCGUCACUGAUGUCACUGGCCCUACCCUCGCUAUCAUGGUCCCCCUGCUUGACCGUGGUCUCGUCGAGCGUGAGACCGCCAUCAAGCGUAAGACCGCUGUCAUUGUCGACAACAUGUGUAAGCUCGUGGAGGACCCCCAGCUUGUCGCUCCCUUCUUGCCUAAGAUGUUGCCCGGUUUGAACAAGAACUUCGAGACUCUUGCCGACCCCGAGGCCCGUGAGAAGACUCGCCAGGCUCUUGACACCCUUUCCCGUGUUGGUAACGUUGUGGACGGCAAGAUUCCCGAGGUUUCCCGCGCUGGUGACAUUUCCACCAUCGUUGCCAUCCUCAAGGAGAUCCUCGAGGCUAAGCACAAGGACGUCAUUGCCCAUUCCGAGGAGGCCAUCACCUACGUUGCUGCCAUCGCCGCUCAGCUUGUUGACGAGAAGGAGAACGACCACGUCAUCUGGACCCAGAACACCAUGCCUUACAUCACUGCCAUCGUUGGUGAGGAGAAUGCUAAGUCCAUCGCUGAGGAGCUCCGCAAGAAGGCUUGCCCCGAUGCCGCCGCUGCUGAUGCCAUCGCCUCCGAUGAGGAGGAAGGUGUCGAUCUUUGCAACUGCACUUUCUCCCUGGCUUACGGUGCCAAGAUUCUGCUUAAUCAGACUCACCUGCGCCUGAAGCGUGGCCAGCGUUACGGUCUCCUCGGCCCCAACGGUUCCGGAAAGACCACCCUCAUGCGUGCCAUCAACAACGAGCAGCUCGAGGGUUUCCCCAAGAAGGAUGAGGUCAAGACCGUCUACGUCGAGCACGAUCUCGACUCUGCCGAUACUGAGCAGACCGUCAUUGCCUGGACCCAGAAGAAGCUUGCUGAGGUUGGACAGAACCCUCCCCGUGAGGAGCUCGAGGGCAAGCUGCUCAACGACUUCGGUUUCUCCGAGUUCCAGAUUCAGGGUCCUAUUACUGCCCUCUCUGGUGGUUGGAAGAUGAAGCUCGCUCUCUGCCGUGCUGUCUUCGAGAACCCCGAUAUUCUCUUGCUUGACGAGCCUACCAACCACUUGGACGUCAAGAACGUCGCAUGGCUCGAGGAGUACCUGAAGAACUCCCCCUGCACUUCUAUCAUGGUUUCUCACGACUCCAAGUUCCUCGACAACGUCAUCCAGCACGUCGUUCACUACGAGCGCUUCAAGCUCCGCCGUUACCGUGGUACCCUCUCCGAGUUCGUCAAGCAGCACCCCGCUGCUCGGUCCUACUACGAGCUCGGUGCCUCCGAGAUGGAGUUCAAGUUCCCCGAGCCCGGUUUCCUUGAGGGUGUCAAGACCAAGUCCAAGGCCAUUUGCCGUGUUAGCAACAUGUCCUUCCAGUACCCCGGUACCCCCAAGCCCCAGAUUCACGGAAUUACCUUCCAGGUCUCCCUUGGUUCCCGUAUUGCCGUCAUCGGUGCCAACGGUGCUGGCAAGUCUACUCUCGUUAACGUCCUGACUGGUGAACUCAUUCCCACCUCCGGUGAGGUCUACCAGCACGAGAACAUCCGUAUUGCCUACAUUAAGCAGCACGCUUUCGCUCACAUCGAUAACCACCUCAACUCCACUCCUUCCGAGUACAUCCAGUGGCGUUUCCAGACCGGUGAGGACCGCGAGACUAUGGACCGUGCCAACAAGAUCGUCACCGAGGAGGAUGAGAAGGCCAUGGACAAGAUCUACAAGAUUGAAGGCACCCUCCGCCGUGUCAUCGGUAUCCACUCUCGUCGCAAGUUCAAGAACACCUACGAGUACGAGAUCUCUUGGUCUCUGGGUGACAACGUCGGCAUGAAGUCCGAGAAGUGGACUCCUCUCAUGUCCGCUGACAACACCUGGUUGCCUCGCUCCGAGAUUAUUGUCUCUCACCCCAAGCAGGUCGCUGAGGUUGAUCAGAAGGAGGCCCUCGCCUCCGGUCAGUUCCGUCCCCUUGUCCGCAAGGAGAUUGAGCAGCACUGCGCCAACUUCGGUCUCGAUGCCGAGCUUGUUUCUCACUCUCGCAUGCGCGGUCUCUCCGGUGGCCAGCGUGUUAAGGUCGUUCUCGCCGCUUGCUCGUGGCAGCGUCCUCACCUUAUCGUCCUUGACGAGCCCACUAACUACCUCGACCGUGACUCCCUCGGUGCCCUCUCCAAGGCUAUCAAGUCUUUCGAGGGUGGUGUUGUUAUCAUUACUCACUCCCGUGAGUUCACUGAGCACCUGACUGAGGAAGUCUGGGCCGUCAACGACGGUGUCAUGACCCCCUCCGGACACAACUGGGUCCAGGGUCAGGGCUCUGGCCCCCGUCUCGACGCCAAGGGUGACGAUGAUGAGGACAAGUUCGAUGCCAUGGGCAACAAGAUCGUUGUUACAAAGAAGGUCAAGCUUACUGGCUCUGAGCUUCGCAAGAAGAAGAAGGAUCGUGCUGCCCGCCGCAAGCGUGGUGAGGAGGUGUUCUCCGAUGAGGAUGACCUUUGAACGCCCACUUGGGGUGUUUAUUGAUGCACAUUAUGAUCGUUUGAUGAAUUUCAUAUGCUUUGCUAGGACAAAAUUCAAUUCUCUGUUCAA